This is a messenger RNA of Eutrema salsugineum, 1780 nucleotides long. Its product is annotated as putative protein NRT1/ PTR FAMILY 2.14. The transcript is spliced from 4 exons. Lineage: Eukaryota; Viridiplantae; Streptophyta; Magnoliopsida; Brassicales; Brassicaceae. Gene Ontology annotation, cellular component: plasma membrane. Gene Ontology annotation, biological process: transmembrane transport. The record is from RefSeq and is a predicted model, not a curated record. The coding region runs from base 49 to 1707 and encodes 552 amino acids. Gene Ontology annotation, molecular function: transmembrane transporter activity.
CAAAACUACUAGAAAAAAAAACAAAAAUAAGCGAAAGAGAAGAAAAAAAUGGGUGAAGAAGAGGGGACAAUUUCCUCGGAUUCAACGACGAGACACAGAAAGCCUCUCGGUUGGAAAGCUAUGCCUUACAUAUUAGCGAAUGAGACACUAGAGAGGCUUGCUUCUUAUGGACUGACGUCGAAUUUCAUGGUGUACAUGGUAAGAGAGUAUCAUAUGGACCAAGUCCAAGCUGCGACUUUAAUCAACAGUUGGUCUGCUCUCACCGACUUUACUCCGAUCAUUGGAGCUUUCAUCUCUGACUCUUACACCGGAAAAUUUAGAACCAUUGUAUUUGGUUCCAUCUCCGAGUUAUUGGGCAUGUUAAUGUUGACUAUCACUUCUCUGAUCCCUAAUCUACGACCACCACCUUGCACUUCCGACCAUAUCACCGGAAAAUGUAUCCCCUAUAGCGAUUCGCAGUUAUACGUUUUACUCUCAGGACUUUUCUUGUUAUCAGUGGGAGCAGGAGGAAUCCGUUCAUGCAGUGUUCCUUUUAGUCUCGAUCAAUUCGAUGACUCCACUGAAGAAGGAAGAGAAGGAAGUAGAAGCUUCUUCAGCUGGUACUAUACAACUCAUACAAUCGUCCAGUUAGUAUCAAUGACUCUAGUGUUGUACGUACAGAACAACAUCAGUUGGGCCAUUGGGUUCGCAAUCCCGAGCGUUCUCAAUUUGUUUGCGCUUUUUCUUCUUUUUGUGGGAACUCGGUUUUAUGUCUUUCUCAAGCCUCAAGGAAGUGUGUUCUCUGGGAUCUUCAAGGUUCUCGUGGCUGCUUAUAAGAAACGUAGUGUACAGUCUCCUUCUGAGAUCGACUAUUAUCGACCGUUACUAGAGACAAAUUCGCAAUCAAAUGAACCCGUUCUCACUGAUCAAUUCAGAUUCUUGAACAAAGCUGUGAUAGUGAUGGAUAACGAUGAAGCUAGAAAUGAAGAGUGGAGAAGCAGCACCGUGAGACAGAUAGAGGAUAUAAAGUCUAUCAUACGCAUUACUCCAAUAUUUGCUUCAAGCUUUCUAGGAUUCUUAGCUUUGAACCAACAACAAACCUUUACGGUCUCACAAGCACUAAAAAUGGACCUUCGAUUUCCCGGUACUUCUUACCUAAUCCCUCCUGCUUCUAUAACCGUAAUAUCUCUAUUAACCAUAGGGAUAUGGCUUCCCUUCUAUGAAACCGUUCUGGUCCGACCGAUUGAACACAUUACAAAGCAAGAAGGAGGCCUCUCGUUACUCCAAAAGGUUGGGAUUGGGAACUUUUUCUGCAUCUCGACGAUGUUCUUAUCGGGCAUCGUGGAGGGGAAUAGAAGAGAUUUAUCCCUUACCGGUGUUAACAUAUCGGUUUUCUGGCUAGCCCCGCAACAAGUACUGAUGGGGUUUUAUCAAGUUUUCACCAUUGUUGGUCUCACUGAGUUCUUCAACAAACAAGUUCCAAUCAACAUGAGAAGCAUAGGAAACUCCUUGCUUUACUUAGGCAUGUCUUUAGCUAGUUAUCUAAGCAGUGCGAUAGUGACCAUUGUUCAUAGUGUGACUGCUCGUGGAGGAAGACAGAGUUGGCUCUCGGAUGAUAUUGACUCAGGCAAGUUAGAUUAUUUCUAUUACUUUAUUGCCGCUUUAAGCACCCUUAAUAUCAUCUUCUUCUUGUGGUGUGCUCGAAGGUAUCGUUAUAGAAACAUGUGACAUCUUUUAUUAUAAGAACACUCAUUUGUAUAACUGAGACUCAUGAUAUUCAACAAACUGAGGAAUAUCUUAA